AUGAUGAGCAAGUGGAAGGACCAUUUUAGCAACCUAAUGUAUACUGAGCUGAACAAGAAGUUCCCAUCGACCCACACUGCAUCGAAAGACGGAAAGUGUUUUUUUAAGGCAAUUCGUAUUGCCUGUCACGUUGCUGGGGGCCCCGAUCUCGUCCCGUGCUCGCUCAUCGGAGAGUUUGAAGAUAAACAAGAAGCCAAAGGAUUAAAAGAAGGGGUGCCUACUGGAGACCCAAAGCUGUUCUUGGCCUUCCUGCGAGAAGAACAUGGUCAUUUCUUCAGUCAGCAACGUGGAGGGCCUCAGAAGCUAUCCGCUUCAACUGGUGUUUACGUGGUUGGGGCGACCGAUAAUGGAAGACUCAAGCACUGCUUCGUAUUGCGAGUGCUCGGAGACAGUCGGGAGCGCCAGGUCUUCGACCGGUAG
Molecule: messenger RNA, 420 nt
Organism: Phytophthora infestans T30-4
Lineage: Eukaryota; Oomycota; Peronosporomycetes; Peronosporales; Peronosporaceae
Exons: 2
Coding region: 1-420 (139 amino acids)
Source: RefSeq, a predicted model, not a curated record